UGUCUUAAAGGGGAGGUUUAAUGCUAUUUCAUGCAUUCUGACCUAUUAACACAGUUUAGGAGUUGUAAUCCCCUUGCUUAACAUAAGCAAAGUGUCAAAAAAACAUUUGAGCUUGUGACAGAGUAUUUCUGGGUCAAACUCACACCUCCAUUUUCAUACAAGUUUCGUACAAUUUUUUUCGACCGGGGGUAACCGUUGCGACUGAUUGACCCCAUUUUCCUUAUAUGGCCCUUCCUCCCAGAACAGAGCACCCACACGUCAAUCAGAGUGAGAGCGAGAACGCACAUUAGCAUUGCUCCGUCGAGAGGUCACAGGUAUCAGUGCACAGCACGCGACAACUUUGUUUAAUCAAGAUGGUUCGACAAAAGAAGUGCAUUUUUGGAUGUAAGGAGAAGAAAACCUUGUUCAGCUUUCCAAGUGACCCUGUCUUAAAACAGCAGUGGAUGCAGUUCGUUUUUCCCGGACAGCAACGGAAUUGCGAUUGGGUUUAUGUUUGUUCACUGCAUUUUGGAGACGACUGCUUCACAAACAAGGCUCAGUUCGACGCCGGAUUUGCUAAUCGUUUACAAUUGAGAGAUGCAGCGGUCCCAACUUUAAAAGACCCCGUUCAGGAGACACAACCACAAGCAAGCACAUCUACUCAUGUUCCUACCAGCCUGUCUUUAAUCAAGCACAUGGGAUGUCAAACAGAACAUAUACCUGCUGUGUCUGUUGAAGUCCAAGCCAACCCAGAAAAAAAAUCUAUAGGCAUUCAAUGUACAUUUGCUCCAUCUCUAAAGACAGCUGCCACACAGGUCUCCUUUGCAAAACAGACAGGACAUUUUCGAAGCAAGGGCACACAGGCUACAGUAUUUAAUGUAAGUGUUGGUACAGAGACUGCACAACCUGAACCAUGGAGUCAGCUGUCAUCUACACCAAUAAAGGUUUCUACAUCCAGACUUGGUGCAACACCUGCUAAGCGGCCUCGUAUGGAAUUGCUGGAAGAAGACGAGGAAGAGGAUGAAGUAAACAUUUCAGAUAUUCCACAGCCUCAUGAUUCCACAUAUGAGCUUGGUGACUCUGCUGCAGAUACUGAAAUCAGUGGGUUGGAGGACACUUAUGAUUACACUGACACAAAGUACAUUGUUUUUGAAUACUCUCUCAGAGAGCUUUUUGAAACAUGUCCUUUGUGCAAGCACAACUGCGAUGUCCAACGAUGUCGAAUGGGGACAUUUGUGUCAUUCAGUCAGGUCUGCGAACACUGUCAAUAUACCAGAAAGUGGCAGAGCCAGCCUGUGAAAGGAAGUACCCCGAUUGGAAACCUGCAAUUGUCAGCUGCAGUGUACUUCACUGGUGCAUCAUUCAUUCAAAUGGAUAAGAUUUGCAGAGCAAUGAAUCUCCAGAUACACGGAUACAACACAUUCAGAAGGCAUGCACGAUUGUUUCUUGAACCAUCAAUUUAUUACAAGUGGAAGAUGGAUCAGCAGGCCAUGUUCCAGCAGCUACAACAGCAGGGCAAAAUUGCAUUGAGUGGCGAUAUGCGUGCUGAUUCUCCAGGACAUUCUGCGAAAUAUGGCAGCUACACUUUAAUGCAUCUGGAAAGCAAUAAAAUUGUGGACAUUCAACUAGUACAGAGCAACGAAGUCGGAGGCAGUGCACACAUGGAGAAGGAAGGACUCAGAAGAGGUCUUGAUCUUCUGGAGUCCAAACAGUUAGACGUGGACUAUAUUGUAACUGAUCGCCACCCACAAGUGCAGAAGUAUCUAAGGGAGAGAAAUGUCAAACAGUACUAUGAUGUUUGGCACCUCGAGAAAGGUAAAUUGAAUUAAAAACAACACCCAUUUUUGUAUUUAAAAGUAUAAAAGUUAUUUUUAAAACUAUUGUUAAUGCAUACGUAUCAUCAAGCAUCAAGCUUCUUCAAAAAUUUUGCUAUGAAGUUUUUUAUUUUUUGUGCCAGGAUACGUCAGUGACCUGAUGAGAUUGCUGUUCACGGAGGUAUUUGACAACCCUGACACCUAUGUUGAGGAUCUGCGGAAAGUUCCUGUUCCAGAGGACCUAUCAGCACAGUUUGAGAGGCCAGCAAAGGAGGAUCUUAUUGCCCGACAUGUCUCCAGGUUCAAUCCAGCGGUGGCCGGAAGCCAGUGUAGUUCCCUCCAGCAUCAGGAAACUCCUGACGAAUCCGCAGGACAACACAUGCAGGAAUGACCACGCGCACAUGUCUGCCAAGAUAUCCCCAGCACCAGCUAAAAAAACUGCGAUAGGCAAGAUACCUAAAA
Molecule: messenger RNA, 2255 nt
Organism: Paramisgurnus dabryanus
Lineage: Eukaryota; Metazoa; Chordata; Actinopteri; Cypriniformes; Cobitidae
Source: RefSeq, a predicted model, not a curated record